This is a messenger RNA of Carica papaya (papaya), 1107 nucleotides long. RefSeq names its product PTI1-like tyrosine-protein kinase At3g15890. Gene Ontology annotation, molecular function: protein kinase activity; ATP binding. Gene Ontology annotation, biological process: protein phosphorylation. NCBI's taxonomy places the organism in Eukaryota, Viridiplantae, Streptophyta, Magnoliopsida, Brassicales, Caricaceae. The record is from RefSeq and is a predicted model, not a curated record.
AUGAUUCGAAGAUAUUGUUUAUGCUUCCUUCCGGCAGAAAAACCAGAAAACAGCUUGAGCGAGAAUAGAGAUUAUCCAUGGGAACUAUACUCUCUCAAGGAGCUUCUUCAUGCAACAAACAAUUUUCACAAUGAUAACAAGAUUGGUGAAGGCGGGUUUGGAAGUGUUUAUUGGGGUCAAACAAGUAAAGGCAUCCAGGUAGCUGUAAAACGAUUGAAGGCAAUGAGUGCAAAAGCAGAAAUGGAAUUUGCAGUAGAAGUAGAGAUACUUGGAAGGGUGAGGCACAAGAACUUACUGGGUUUAAGGGGAUUUUAUGCCGGUGGAGAUGAAAGGUUAAUUGUAUAUGACUACAUGCCUAAUCAAAGCUUGAUUACCCAUCUCCAUGGCCACCUAGCUGCAGAUUGUUUACUUGAUUGGCCUCGAAGGAUAAGUAUUGCCAUUGGAUCAGCAGAGGGACUAGCGUACUUGCACCAUGAGGCUAAUCCUCAUAUAAUUCAUAGGGACAUCAAGGCUAGUAAUGUGCUUCUUGAUGCAGAAUUUCAAGCAAAGGUUGCUGACUUUGGUUUUGCAAAGUUGAUUCCAGAAGGCGUUUCACAUGUAACCACUCGAGUGAAAGGAACUCUUGGAUACUUAGCACCUGAAUAUGCCAUGUGGGGAAAAGUUUCAGAGAGUUGUGAUGUCUAUAGCUUUGGAAUCUUAUUAUUAGAGAUAAUCAGUGCAAGAAAACCAUUAGAAAAGUUGCCUGGUGGAGUAAAACGUGAUAUAGUGCAAUGGGUUACACCAUAUAUUCAAAAAGACGCAUUUGAUCAUAUAGCAGAUCCUAAGUUAAAAGGUAAAUUUGAUCCAGAUCAAUUAAAAUUAACAAUUAUGAUCGCGAUGAAAUGUACGAAUGGCAAUCCUGAAAAUCGACCUAGCAUGAUAGAGGUUGCGGAAUGGCUGAAGAGUAGUAAUAGUCUCAGUAUGAAGAUAACAAAAGAGGUGGUCAAUGUUGAAGAAAAAAUCACUGAACAAGAUGUUAAAGAUUAUUAUGAUGAAUCUGACAUAGAUUUUGAAGUAUUUGAAACAAAUCAUUUUAAAGUGAGAAGAUCCAAGAAGGAUGAUAUAUAA